This is a messenger RNA of Suricata suricatta (meerkat), 3951 nucleotides long. It is a transcript of the gene SCNN1A, whose product is annotated as sodium channel epithelial 1 alpha subunit. The transcript has 13 exons. The coding region runs from base 999 to 2936 and encodes 645 amino acids. The record is from RefSeq and is a predicted model, not a curated record. Gene Ontology annotation, biological process: sodium ion transmembrane transport. NCBI's taxonomy places the organism in Eukaryota, Metazoa, Chordata, Mammalia, Carnivora, Herpestidae. Gene Ontology annotation, molecular function: ligand-gated sodium channel activity. Gene Ontology annotation, cellular component: membrane.
CCUCCCCACAAUCUCCUGCCAGGGAAGGGAGAGUCCCUUCAGGGCUGGCUCUGUCCCCUUCAUCCUCCCCUGUCUGCCUCUCCUCAGCCCUUCCUCCCAGGCCUUCAUCCUGUCUUCUUCCAUCCUUCUCCCUUUUUCUGCCUUCCCUGUUCUCCUGCCUUAGUCUCCCUCAUCCUAGCUGGUUCUUUUUCUUUGUUUUGCCCUUCUGGCUUUGUGUUCAGGAUCCCUCUCCUUGUCCAAGAUCUCUGGCCCUCCCCUACCCUUCUGUCUCUGAUUUCCUUGCAUGUCAGACCCCCGGGGCGGUUACUCUUUUGGGGGGGCCUCCCACCUCCUGCAGUCUGACACUCCCACACCUGCCCUCUGGAGCCCUCCUCCCUUUAGAGAACUCUCAGCUCUGACUCCUCCUUGGUCCCUCCCCCUGCCCUGCUAACCUUUAAUUGAGAUGCUAAUGAGGCUUCUGUCACUUCCAUCCCAGCCUGCUGGGCGGGCUCCCUGGCCUGGCCGCUGCACCUGUCAGGUGAGGGGGAGGAGAGGCUCAGCUGCCAGAUUCAACUGGAAAGGAACCAGUACCAGUCCAGCCACAACCUGGGAGCUGGGAGCAGGAGGCAGUCCAAACCUCCUGGAGCCCUGCAGUCCCUGGGACGGACACAGCCCAGGGCCAGGGCCAGAGACGAGGGAGAGAACCCACUUAGUUCUAGAGGGAGCAAGGCGGGGAGGAAGAGGAAGAGAGGCAGGACCAGAGAGCCUGGCACACAGACAGGAGACAGGCAAGGAAGACGAGAGCUGAGAAAAGACUCAAAGAGAAGCAGAAAGCAGAAAGAGAGAGAGAGGAGCUGGGACAGAGAGGUCCUGGAGGAAGGAGACUAAAGAUAGACUGACUAAGCAGGGCAGACUGACAGCUGAGGAGACAGAAAGGGAGGUGCUGGAACAGAACCCCAAAGGGUGGCUUCUCAGGCAAGCCCAGCUGCAGGUCUCCUGGCCCGGACUCCAGCAGGCUCAUGAAAGGAGAGCAGCGCGAGGAGCAGGGGCCAGGCCCCGAGCCUGCGGCCCCCCCGCAGCCUAAAGAGGAGGAGGAGGCCCUGAUUGAGUUCCACCGCUCCUACCGAGACCUCUUCCAGUUCUUCUGCAACAACACCACCAUCCACGGUGCCAUCCGCCUGGUGUGCUCCCGGCACAACCGCAUGAAGACGGCCUUCUGGGCUGUGCUCUGGCUCUGUGCCUUUGGCAUGAUGUACUGGCAGUUCGGCCAGCUGUUCGGGGAGUACUUCAGCUACCCUGUCAGCCUCAACAUCAACCUCAACUCGGACAAGCUCGUCUUCCCCGCCGUCACCAUCUGCACCCUCAAUCCCUACAGGUACACGCAAAUUAAAGAGGAGCUGGAGGAGUUGGACCGCAUCACAGAGCAGACGCUCUACGACCUGUACAAAUACAACUCCUCUACCACCCUGGGGACCCACCCCCGCGGUCGUCGCGACCUACAGGAGACCUGGCCACACCCCCUGCAGCGCCUGUGGGCCCCGGCCCCGCCCUCCGGGGGCCGUGGAGUCCGCAGCGCCGCCUCCAGCAUGCGGGACAACAACCCCCAAGUGAACAGGAAGGACUGGAAGAUUGGCUUCCAGUUGUGCAACCAGAACAAAUCGGACUGCUUUUACCAGACAUACUCGUCAGGGGUGGAUGCGGUGAGGGAGUGGUACCGUUUCCACUACAUCAACAUUCUUUCCCGGCUGCGGGACACUUCUCCAGCCUCGGAGGAGGACAUGCUGGACAACUUCAUCUUCGCCUGCCGCUUCAAUCAGGCCUCCUGCAAUCAGGCGAAUUACUCCCACUUUCACCACCCAAUAUAUGGGAACUGCUACACUUUCAAUGGCAAGAACAACUCUAACCUCUGGAUGUCUUCCAUGCCUGGGAUCAAAAAUGGUCUGUCCCUGACUCUGCGCACGGAGCAGAAUGACUUCAUCCCGCUGCUGUCCACAGUGACUGGGGCCAGGGUAAUGGUGCAUGGGCAGGAUGAGCCUGCCUUCAUGGACGAUGGCGGCUUUAACUUGAGGCCUGGUGUGGAGACCUCCAUCAGCAUGAGGAAGGAAGCCCUGGACAGACUUGGGGGCAACUAUGGUGACUGUACCAAGAAUGGCAGCGACGUCCCUGUGGAGAACCUUUAUCUUACCAAGUAUACACAGCAGGUGUGUAUCCACUCCUGCUUCCAGGAGAGCAUGAUCAAAAAGUGUGGCUGUGCCUACAUCUUCUACCCUUUGCCCAAGAACGCAGAGUUCUGUGACUACAGGAAGCAUAAUUCCUGGGGUUACUGUUACUAUAAGCUCCAGGAUGCCUUUUCCUCAGACCGCCUAGGGUGUUUCACCAAGUGCCGGAAGCCCUGCAGUGUGACCAGCUAUCAGCUCUCUGCUGGUUACUCACGAUGGCCCUCAGUGACAUCCCAGGACUGGAUCUUCCAGAUGCUAUCCCAACAGAACAAUUAUACUAUCAACAACAAAAGAAAUGGGGUUGCCAAACUCAACAUCUUCUUCAAGGAGCUGAAGUACAAAACCAAUUCUGAGUCUCCCUCUGUGACGAUGGUCACCCUCCUGUCCAACCUGGGCAGCCAGUGGAGCCUGUGGUUCGGCUCCUCGGUGCUGUCUGUGGUGGAGAUGGCUGAGCUCAUCUUUGACCUCCUGGUCAUCACAUUCCUCAUGCUGCUCCGGAGGUUCCGAAGCCGAUACUGGUCUCCAGGCCGAGGGGGCAGGGGUGCCCAGGAGGUGGCUUCCACUCCAGCUUCCUCUCUCCCCUCCCAUUUUUGCCCCCACUCAGCAUCCCCACCAGUCCCUGCUACCUCCCCAGCCUUGAUGGCCCCUCCGCCUGCCUAUGCCACUCUAAGUCCCUGCCCAUCUCCAUCCAACUUGGUGGGGGCCAGCCCCUCUGCCUAUACUCUGGGGGAGCCCUGAGGAAAGUGCCCUCCCCUCCCAAGGCAGGCGCUUCCCCUUGUGGGAGGAGACCAGGCUUGGCAGGAUUGAAGAAAGUCUUGGGACUUCCUCUCAGAGCUGCCUAACUGCCUUUGGUGUGGGGGAGGGAAGCAGGAUGGAGAAGGGGCUAUAGAAAUUGCCUAGGAAACAGGCACCAGGGAACCUGCCCAGCAUUGCCCUGGCUUCUGUCCUGUACCUUCUGGUCCUGCCUCUAGAAGACUCAGAUUUCCUUACCCAAGUGCCAACAAGUCUCCUUUUCCCUGGGAUAAGCCAAGCCAAACUUGGAGCUCAGACAAGGAAUCUUCCUAGGAAACCACUGGCGACCGGAAACAAAACACAAGCAAGGGCACACAAAGGCAUGCACAGGUUUCCUACCCAAAGAUGACUGAAGCCAACCCUAAGCUUGGCCACACUGCUUUCCAGUGACACAGGCAUUUGCUCCUCUUCUUGAACUUGAGUGGGGAACCCCACCCAAAAGCCCCCUUUGUUAGUUCUUGGGCAAUUCCCCUUCCCAGGGCAAGAGCUGGAGCAGACCAAUGUAGUAAAGGCGUAGCCAUUCCUAGAUGGCUCCAGGCCUCUUCCAACUUCAUCUAGCUUGUGCCCUCCAUGGAGUCAUAUCCCAAUGCCUCCCAUGCAUAUUUGCUCAAGCUAUUUCCUUGGCCUGGAAGCUUUCCACACCAUCUGGAGAACUCCUGUGUAACACUUAGGACCCUACUCAGACACCACUACUUCUGGGAAGCCUUCUGACCCUUCUUGUCUGCCCCAGAUUUGAUCACUUCCCUCUCCCCUGGGCUCCCAUAGCACAACACAAUGUUUCUUGGGGUGCCAAUGUUGCAUUAUACCUUCUUGUUCAUUUGUGUCUGCCUCCCCAGCUAGACUGUGAGCUCCUUGUGGUCAGGAACUGAGUCUUGUUCAUUUAUGUAUCCUCAGGGUCUAGCCCAGUGUCCCGCUUGGAGCAAGUAGGCAGGUGCUCAAUAAAUGUUUGUUGCAUAAAGAA